Messenger RNA from Cynara cardunculus var. scolymus (artichoke), 1610 nucleotides. Its product is annotated as chaperone protein dnaJ 49-like. Bases 268 to 1341 code for a protein of 357 amino acids. Gene Ontology annotation, molecular function: Hsp70 protein binding. Gene Ontology annotation, cellular component: endoplasmic reticulum membrane. The record is from RefSeq and is a predicted model, not a curated record. The transcript is spliced from 2 exons. NCBI's taxonomy places the organism in Eukaryota, Viridiplantae, Streptophyta, Magnoliopsida, Asterales, Asteraceae. Gene Ontology annotation, biological process: cellular response to misfolded protein.
CUAAUUUCUCUUCCAAUUUCCUGCAACUUUUCUCUCGAUUCUUGUAUCCAAUCGUUUAAUUGCUAAAACCCCAAUCAAUUUUGUCAUGAAUCAAGCCUAAUUUCAUCUCUCGCGGUUCCGAAUUGCUGCUUUGCUGGAAUAUGGGGGUUUUCUUGAUCAAUUCGUGGUAAGAUAGCUUCCCACGUAUUUUUAGUUUGAUUUUGAUCAUACACGUUGUUUUUAGGAUUCACAAAGUUGAAAUUCGCAUAAAAGUUUGAAUCUUUUGAGAUGGAUGGAAACAAAGAUGAUGCCCUGAGAUGCUUAAAAAUCGGCAAAGAUGCAUUAGGGUUGGGCGAUCGAGCUCGUGCCCUAAAAUUCAUAUCGAAAGCUCAUCGAUUAGAUCCUUCACUUCCCGUUGACGAUCUGUUAUCGAAGCUAGAAGGCGAUAAUACGGGCAACGAAUCGCCUUCCGCUUCGUCUUCAUCGAAGCCAUCGGAGACAGGUGCAGGGGACAGUUCCGGUAUACGGCAUAGGGUUCCGGCAACCGGAUCUUCAUCUGGUUCAGGAGUUUACACGGAGGAACAGGUGACAAUCGUGAGGGAAAUCAGAAGGAAAAAGGAUUACUACGAGAUAUUAGGUUUGGAAAAGGCAUGCAGUGUUGAGGAUGUUAGGAAAUCUUACCGGAAAUUGUCUUUAAGGGUUCACCCAGACAAGAACAAAGCUCCGGGAUCCGAAGAAGCAUUCAAGAAAGUAUCGAAAGCUUUCCAGUGUUUAAGUGUCGACGAGAAUCGAAAACAGUAUGAUCUUGUUGGGUCUGAUGAGCCGGUUUACGAAAGGAGGACGGCUAGCCGUGGUGCACACCACCAUGGGUUCAGUAAUGGGUUCUAUUAUGAUGGUGAUGUUGAUGCUGACGAGAUCUUUAGGAACUUCUUUUUUGGUGGAAUGAACCCGGCUGCGACCACCCAGUUCACUGGUUUUCGUUUUGGACCAGGCAUGGGUGCACCGGCUGGUAACGGCUCAGCAGGGAUAAGGACUUUGAUCCAGUUGUUGCCUGUGCUUUUGAUUCUGUUGUUGAACUUUUUGCCAUCAAAUGAGCCAAUUUAUUCGCUUUCUAGGAGUUAUGGAUACGAGCACCGUUUGAGUACGCAAAAAGGUAUUGUUUUCUUUGUGAAAUCUGCCAACUUUGAGCAGGAUUAUCCAUUAAAUAGCCCAGAAAGAUCACAACUUGAAGAAAAGAUCGAACAUGAGUACGUUUCGAUUCUUUCUCACAAUUGUCGGCUUGAGAUGCAACGGAUACACUGGGGAUAUCAGCAAGAAACACCAAAUUGUGAUAUGUUGAAGCAAUUCAAAGCCCUUACUUGAUUGAUGCCUUCAUCAAAGAUUGUUUUGAUGACAAUUUCAUGUUGGAGGUCUGAGGUUGGGCUGAAUGAGAUGUGGGAUUGUGGAGUUUUUCUAGGAAAGUUUGCUGCUUUUUGCACCCAAGUUAUACUCCAAGAUCAUCUAGUUUUUUCUAGCUGAAUCUUUUGGUUUUUUUUUGUGCCUUUUUUGACAGUGAAAACUAUGUUUUAGGAUUCUUACGAGUUCUAUGUGAUUUAAUACUGGUGUUUAUAUUCCAUAAAAGUCUUCUUUAC